AUGAAGCUCUCUUCGGGAUUUCUGGCUCUAUCUGCUCUCGGCAAUAUUGCGUUCGCCGCUCCUGUGUCUGCUCCUGAUCAGAGCCCCCAUGAUGCGGGAAUAGCCGAGGCUCAACUUGAAAAAAGAGGCAUCGUUUCGAAAUGUCAAACUGUUGCCAAAUACGUUUGGAUCGGUCAGAAGACUCUCGAGGUCACUAAUUGGUUUUACACCGAUGUUGAAGAUUAUAUCAAGGGUGUCUGUGAAAGAAAAGACGACACAUAUUGUUCUUCCAUCCUGACAGAGGUCAGAGCUGGAUUUGACCUGGCCCUAAAGCUCGUUCGGAAAGUUGAGUUUGCUACUUCUCUCGUCGGAGGGGGGACUGUUCUCAUGAACCUCAACGCUCGGGCUCUCCCCAGCGAUGCCUAUGACAUGGAAGCCCUCAAACAACUACACAACUACACCAUCGAUUCUCAUUAUAUGGUCGAGAAUCCUCGUAUUGGAGCUCGAUCAGAUGAUGCCACACCUGCUCUGGCUCAUCAAUAUCGCCUGAGCGGUGUUAGAGAGUUAAACUCUAACAUCUCCCGCAAUUAUGAUAUCUAUCACUUUGAAGAUGGUACAGCACACCUUCGCAUUCCUGGGCCCAGCAGCGGCUCUUCUCUCCAAAAACGCGUCGAUGGACCCGGAGUGAAGAUUGCAUUCAAGCAUGAGGCGAUGGGCUAUUCUGGCAGCGACUUUACGGGAGCUGCAACAAACUUUGCUUAUAGGUGGGAGACACUACACCAUGGCGGGCCAUGGUAA
Penicillium manginii is the source of this 777-nucleotide messenger RNA. RefSeq lists its product as uncharacterized. NCBI's taxonomy places the organism in Eukaryota, Fungi, Ascomycota, Eurotiomycetes, Eurotiales, Aspergillaceae. The coding region runs from base 1 to 777 and encodes 258 amino acids. The record is from RefSeq and is a predicted model, not a curated record. The transcript is spliced from 2 exons.